Leishmania braziliensis MHOM/BR/75/M2904 is the source of this 1092-nucleotide messenger RNA. RefSeq names its product flagellar protofilament ribbon protein-like protein. The record is from RefSeq and is a predicted model, not a curated record. Lineage: Eukaryota; Euglenozoa; Kinetoplastea; Trypanosomatida; Trypanosomatidae. Bases 1 to 1092 code for a protein of 363 amino acids. The transcript has a single exon.
AUGAACACCAAGACUAAGAAGCAGCUCUUCAUGUUACAGCGGGCGGAGCGACUGAAGGACCCCAAGGUGCGCAAGAUGGGUAUCGAUCGCGAGGCCUUGGAUGCACAGGUGCGUGAGAAGGAAGCACUGCGCCAGCUGGAAAAAGAGAGGAACGACUACUAUGACCGCCAGGCGCUCCUGAUGGACCGCCAUGCAUGUGCACUGCAGCAGGAGGUGAAUGCCAUUCGAGCAGCUCGAGAAAAGGAGCUGCAGGACUACCGCCAGACCUUUCAGAAGAAAGAGAUGGGCCGCGAGUGGGACCUUAACGACCCAGAGACGCGGCGCAAGGAGUUGCCGGCACGCGUUGGCGAUAACGACCCGCGCAACGGACCGUCAUCUAUGCAGAAGUUUGAAGGUGAGGAUCUGGACUACGCGGCACGCAGAGCGGCACAGCAGCUCCAGCAGCGGCAGUGGGCGCAGCAGCAGGUGAAUGAGAAGCUCGCGAAAAAGUGGAUGGAGCAGGAGCGCGACCGAGCUUUCGACGACCGAAACGAGGAGGUGAACUACCGCCUGUACGAGGUUGAGAAAAAGGUGGCAGAGCAGCGCAGGCUCAUGGAGAAGAAUGGCGCUGACUUCAAUCGUGCGCUCGCCGAGCAGCACCGACGCGAGGCUUUGCGUGCCAGGGAGGAGGACACACGCCUUGGACUGGAAGAAAUCGCGUACCAGAUGGACAGUGACUUCCUCAACGAGCGCGAAACCGUAGUUGGCGAGCGUGGCGCCACCGUCAAGGCGGAGCGCUACAAAGGUAUGACAGCGAAGCAGAAGGCCCUCCUUCGAUCCGGCCAAGACGAGCAGCUCCGUGAGCUCCGCCGCCGUCGUCUGCUAGAGGUGGAGGAGAAAAAGCAGUGGUCACAGCAGGAACACAUGCAGCUGCGAAUGGCAAACGCCCUCGACCGCCAGCGUGAGCGCGAACGCCGGGCCGAGCGCGAGAAGCUGGCGGAGACCCACAAGAUGCAGUCCCAGGCAGCAGCACAGCGCAAGGCUGAGUUAGACGAACUCUACAAGAACGCUGUAGACGAGGACUACUUCAAGUACUGGGAUCGGUGCUUGUAG